AUGGCGCAAAACCUGCCCCAACGCGAAGAGGCCGAGGAAGGGGAAGAGGAAGAGCUAGAGGUAGUCAUCGACAAGGCACCGAAAGCGUUCACAGGGGAGAAACCCCUCUCGAACAACCAAUUAACCUUGAUCGACAUGCUCAUAGCGUCGAAGAAGGUGUACAUGAACGCGAAGGCGGCGGAGGAAUACGAAAUCCUUCCCCAGUUGAUCGAACAAUCAAUCAAAAUAUUCCAAACCGUGACGACCUUCCUAGGGUGGAAAGAAACCAGAGCAAAGAUCGACAACUGGCACCCGCACAAAGAGAAGAAAGUCGCGGAGUUCUGGGCGAACCACGCGAAAGAACAAAAGGAAUAG
Messenger RNA from Puccinia graminis f. sp. tritici CRL 75-36-700-3, 354 nucleotides. RefSeq lists its product as uncharacterized. Bases 1 to 354 code for a protein of 117 amino acids. The transcript is spliced from 2 exons. The record is from RefSeq and is a predicted model, not a curated record. NCBI's taxonomy places the organism in Eukaryota, Fungi, Basidiomycota, Pucciniomycetes, Pucciniales, Pucciniaceae.